This is a messenger RNA of Zygotorulaspora mrakii, 600 nucleotides long. RefSeq names its product peptidylprolyl isomerase family protein CPR5 (gene CPR5). Gene Ontology annotation, biological process: protein peptidyl-prolyl isomerization; protein folding. Bases 1 to 600 code for a protein of 199 amino acids. Gene Ontology annotation, cellular component: fungal-type vacuole; endoplasmic reticulum. Gene Ontology annotation, molecular function: peptidyl-prolyl cis-trans isomerase activity. The record is from RefSeq and is a predicted model, not a curated record. Lineage: Eukaryota; Fungi; Ascomycota; Saccharomycetes; Saccharomycetales; Saccharomycetaceae. The transcript has a single exon.
AUGAAGGUUUUCAGUUUUAUUUUCAGUGCUAUUGCUGUUUUCAGUGCAGUGGUUUUGGCCACAAGCGACCCAAAAGUCACCCACAAAGUUUAUUUUGAUAUCGAACACGGCGGAAAAGAUGUCGGCAGAAUUGUUAUUGGACUGUAUGGCGAAACUACGCCAAAGACCGCCGAGAAUUUCUACGAAUUAACCAUUUCUCGCGAUCCUGAAAUGGGCUACCUGGGCUCUUCCUUCCACCGUGUCAUUCCACAGUUCAUGAUUCAAGGUGGUGAUUUCACGCAAGGUACCGGAACUGGUGGCCAGUCAAUCUACGGUGCCACUUUUGAAGACGAAAACUUUGAUAUCAAGCACGACAAACCAGGCAGACUUUCAAUGGCUAACCGUGGUAAGAACACCAAUGGCUCUCAAUUUUUCAUUACUACGGUGCCAACCCCUUGGUUGGACGGCAGACACGUUGUGUUUGGAGAAGUUCUGGAAGGUAUGGAUACUGUCAAGUAUAUCGAAAGUGUUCCAACCAGUCGCGGUGACUCCCCUGUGGAGAAGGUCACCAUCGCCGCGUGUGGUGAGUUGGAAACUGUUCCAGUGCGCGACGAGUUGUAA